AUGUCUAAGACAAGGGCUUCUCGUCAUAUCAGCAUCUCGUACGAGGACAACGAAAAGGUUUACGGUCAUUUCCCUAUAGGUAAUCCAUUCGCCAAUUUGUUGCCUCGGGAACAACAAGCCAUUCUCCUAUUCCCGGACCUGAAAACGAACACCCCAAAAGCCCAAAAGCCACAAAAUCCUUACACGUGUGUUUGUGGUUUUGAAUUCAGCGGAAAGGAACCGAACAAGGUCUCAAAUCUCAAACGUCAUCAAGACACUUGCUCGACAAUGUUGAACAACGUUCCACCAUCCAAGAAGUUCAAAUGCAACUUUCCUGGAUGUGAUAAAGCGUAUACCCGUUCUGACAAUUUGCUGCUAAGUAAAGGAGCCGAAAUUCUGUUCCUUACUUCAAUUACUCAAAGAGAGAACAGAUUCUAAUAAAUUGACAGGUACAUAAACGCAACAAAAGCCAUAUGAGUGAAGUCACUUUGGAAGUCACUGAGUCUAUUUUCUUGGACCAACUUAUCGACUCAAGCUUUGAAGACGCGGAUAGGGAAUUCAACAACUUGAACGAUAAUUCUUUUGAUGAUGCUGUUGAUAUGACCUUUUUUCAUGGGGAUCAGGUCUAG
Molecule: messenger RNA, 608 nt
Organism: Hymenoscyphus albidus
Lineage: Eukaryota; Fungi; Ascomycota; Leotiomycetes; Helotiales; Helotiaceae
Source: the annotation of a GenBank genome assembly